Molecule: messenger RNA, 1338 nt
Organism: Sipha flava (yellow sugarcane aphid)
Lineage: Eukaryota; Metazoa; Arthropoda; Insecta; Hemiptera; Aphididae
Exons: 7
Coding region: 1-1338 (445 amino acids)
Source: RefSeq, a predicted model, not a curated record
AUGGUCCAGCCACAUAACACCGGCAAUCGGGAACGGUAUGGUCCACCAGGAAAUGAGCAGUGUUGUAAAUUUAUUACUUGGGUUCGUCUUAUUCGUAUCGUGUUCGCUGUUGUCUGCUUGACGUUCCUACAGAUUUUAUUAAAUUGUAAUACAAUGAGUGAUUGUGAUUCUCCAACCGAAGUAGAUCAGGUUGAUCAGGUCGCAGAUUCAGAAGAAUCAGUUUUACCUUGGCCAAAUUAUCAACAAUAUUUUAAAGUAUUAAGAGUCAUUGAGGAUAAUUUUUUUAAUAAGAAGCUGGAAGUGAAGUGCUUAAGUUGUGUCGGUACGAAGUGUUACAAGGUGGAUUCACGUUCAAACUCUAAUAUAAGAAAACAUUUAAGCACACAACAUCCAAAGAAAAUUGAUCACAUUGAUAAUACAGUGAACAAAAACACUACAAAGAGAUGCAAUGAUGGAUCAUUGAAGCAUAACGCUGGUAGUUCUUUAAAACAAUCAGAUAAAAAUAACCAGAUGAAACAACCAGUUUUUGAAGAUUUUUUGAACAACAAAAAAUUAACUAGUCAAAGUACUUUAGAUCAACUAUUGCAAAAAUUUAUUGUAAGUGCUAAUGUACCCUUCAGAAUAAUAGAAAAUCCUAUUUUGAAGGAAAUAAUUGGCAGAGGUUUCCCAAACAAAAAAAUUAUGACACGACCUACACUAAUGAAAACUAUUGAAAAUGAUUUUCAAGAAUUAUCAUUAAAAAUGAGAUUUGAGGUGUCCAAAUGUGCUCAUAUUGCUUCGACUGCUGACGGCUGGUCGAUUUUUAAAAAAUCAUACAUUGGGAUAACGGUCACGUGGAUUAAUGAAGAUUUAUCAAGAAGUACUCGUCUUUUAGCAUUAAGACGACUAGAAGGUUCACACACAUAUGAUAUUUUAGCCAAAGCUAUGGAUGCAGUUUACACCGAGUUCGAAAUUUCAGAUAAAUUAUCAUACUGUACUACGGACAAUGGCUCAAAUUUUGUAAAAUGUUUCAAAACAUUUGGUCAUAUAUUUGGUGAUGAAAAUACUGAUACAUUGCUAGUGAACGAUGCGGUUGAUGAUGAUGUAGAAGAAAUCGAUGCAAUCGACUUGAACAUUCUAAAUGAUGAAGACCAUGAUUUGCAAUAUGCAUUACCUAAACACCAUCGAUGUUGUGCACACACAAUAAAUUUAAUAGCAACAACAGUAAUUAAACAUUUAUUUAAAAUUCAAAAAAAGCUUUGUCUAAUCCUGCAUACAAAAAACAGUCAAGAAGCACUUUUGCCAAGUCUACCGCUUUAUGGAACAAACAAGGUCGCUCAACUAAGUCAGCUGAUUUAA